Molecule: messenger RNA, 1338 nt
Organism: Sporothrix brasiliensis 5110
Lineage: Eukaryota; Fungi; Ascomycota; Sordariomycetes; Ophiostomatales; Ophiostomataceae
Product: tRNA-dihydrouridine synthase 2
Exons: 2
Coding region: 1-1338 (445 amino acids)
Biological process (GO): tRNA dihydrouridine synthesis
Cellular component (GO): cytoplasm
Molecular function (GO): flavin adenine dinucleotide binding; tRNA dihydrouridine synthase activity
Source: RefSeq, a predicted model, not a curated record
AUGACCUCCGAGGCCGUCCCACGUGUUCCCAUCCCCCCGCGCGGGGUGGACUACCGCAACAAAGUCGUCCUUGCGCCGAUGGUGCGCUCGGGCGAGCUGCCGUCACGACUGCUGGCGCUGCAGUACGGGGCCGACCUCGUAUGGGGCCCUGAAACGAUCGACCAGUCCAUGAUCGGCACGACUCGCCGCGUCAACGAACGCACCGGCUGCAUCGAGUGGUCGCGGCUGCCGUCCAACAGCGGCGAGAACGUCAAGCCCUCCAUCAUCUUCCGCAUGCACCCUGAGCGCGAGGGCUCAAAACUCAUCUAUCAGAUGGGCACCUGCAAACCCGAGCGGGCCGUCGAGGCCGCACGGAUUGUGGCCGCCGACGUGGCGGGCAUCGAUGUCAACGCGGGCUGCCCCAAGUCCUUCUCAACCGAUGGCGGCAUGGGCGCGGCGCUGCUCAAGACGCCGGAUAAGCUGGUUGCGAUUCUCGAGGCGCUCGUCGCCAACAUUGUGCCCGAGUUCGGCAUCGGCAUCAGCGUCAAGAUCCGCAUUCUAAAAGACCCCAAGGCCACCGAAGCCCUCGUCCGGCGGCUCGUGCGCACUGGCAUCAUCGGCCUGACGGUGCACUGCCGCACGACGCCGAUGCGGCCGCGCGAGCGUGCCAUCCGCGACCAGCUGCCCAUGAUCCGCGCUGUCUGCCACGAGGCGGGCGUGGCGUGUCUCAUGAACGGCGACGUGACGUCGCGCGACCAGGCGCUGGAGUUGAUGGCCGAGUACGGCGUGGACGGCGCCAUGAUUGCGACGGCCGCGGAAAAGAACUCGAGCUGCUUCCGCAGCAAGGCCGACGGCGGCCGGGCCGAGUGGAGCGAGGUGGUGGAGUCGUACCUGCGGCACGCCAUCGAUGUCGGCAACAAGUUUGGCAACACCAAGUAUCUGCUGGCGCAGCUGGUGCCCGGGCGGCACGCCGAGGCCGUGGGCAUGUUCCGCGGGCACAGCUACUCGGACGUGUGCGCGGCGCUGGGGUACGCGCACCUGAUGGACAAGGCGCGCGAGGUCGACGAGGCGCUCGAGAUCGACCCGGUGUCGCUGCGGAAAGCCAAGGAGGAGCUGGAGCGCCAAAAGCGGCAGCGCAAGGCCGAGGCGAACGAGGCCCGCCGGCUGCAGGGUGCCAACGCCAACGCCAACGCGUCCGCAGCCGCGGCGGGCGGCAACAUGGCCGAGGCACGGUCCUCGGACCAGCAGCACAAGCGCAACCUCUCGGAGCGCGGCCCAGCAGCAUCGGCAGCAGCGGCAACUGCGGCUGUAGUGACGACCGAAGCCCUGCCACAAAAAGCUGCCGCGAUUGCAGCUUAG